Molecule: messenger RNA, 2888 nt
Organism: Amphibalanus amphitrite
Lineage: Eukaryota; Metazoa; Arthropoda; Thecostraca; Balanomorpha; Balanidae
Product: pre-mRNA-splicing factor RBM22-like
Exons: 10
Coding region: 393-1574 (393 amino acids)
Cellular component (GO): U2-type catalytic step 1 spliceosome; U2-type catalytic step 2 spliceosome; Prp19 complex
Molecular function (GO): U6 snRNA binding; pre-mRNA binding; metal ion binding
Source: RefSeq, a predicted model, not a curated record
AGCUCGUUAAUUUGGCGAUAACUUCGUUGCAGUGUUCUUCAAAUAUUUAGAGGGGAUCAUUUUGUAAAUUGUUAAGCACCAUUGGCAUCUUUUGCAACAUCACGGACGGAGAUAUAAGCUUGCAACAAACCCUAUGUAAACCGGGUUAAUGUCUCAGUCGGAAGUUUUUCAAAAUUAAUUUUCUAAAAAUAAGCCACUCAAAAAAAUUAUCUUGCCCUUAAAUUGCUGAAAUAUUAUUUAUUUGAAACUUGAUAUUCCACAAAUGAAACCUGCGCCAUAAAUGUAAAAAUUUCCACGAGUGUUUACUUCACACGCAUUUGUGUAGAGUGCGCUGUGUGAAUUUGGUUAAUUUCUGUCAAAUUAAAAUUGGCAGGUGAAGAUAACUCGAAACCAUGGCUGCAUCAAAAGGGUCGAAUACUUACAAUCGACAAAAUUGGGAAGACUCCGAGUUUCCUGUACUCUGCCAGACAUGUCUUGGAGACAAUCCCUACAUCAGGAUGACCAAGGAAAAGUAUGGCAAGGAGUGCAAGAUCUGUACCAGGCCCUUCACAGUGUUCAGGUGGUGCCCGGGAGCCAGGAUGCGCUUCAAGAAAACAGAGGUGUGUCAGACCUGUGCCAAGCUGAAGAACAUCUGUCAGACGUGUCUGCUGGACCUUGAGUACGGUCUGCCGAUUCAGGUGCGUGAUGCGGCCCUGAAGAUGAAGGAGGACAUCCCCAAGUCUGACGUCAACAAGGAGUACUACAUCCAGAACAAGGAGGCAGAGCUGCAGGGCGCCAACCCCGCCGGCGCGCUCAAAUCCGCAGCUCCGAGCGACCUGCUACUCAAACUCGCCCGCACCACGCCCUACUACAAACGCAACCGGCCGCACAUCUGCAGUUUCUGGGUGAAGGGCGAGUGCCGCCGCGGCGAGGAGUGUCCCUACCGGCACGAGAAGCCGACCGAUCCGGAUGAUCCGCUGGCAGAUCAGAACAUCAAGGACAGGUACUACGGCGUGAACGAUCCAGUGGCAGAGAAACUUCUGAGACGGGCGGCCGCCAUGCCACGACUGGAUACUCCAGAGGACAGGAGCAUCACUACGCUCUAUGUUGGUAACCUAGGCGACGGCAACUUCAUCACCGAACAGGAGCUGAAGGACCACUUCUAUCAGUACGGAGAGAUCCGAAAUAUCACUGUGGUGCACAAAAAUCAGUGUGCCUUCGUACAGUAUGUUUCCAGAUCGUCCGCCGAGGCAGCCGCGGAGGCCACCUUCAACAAGCUCAUCAUCCGUGGGAGGCGGCUCAACAUUAAGUGGGGCCGCAGUCAGGGCCGCCAGGGACCAGAGGAGACGUACACAGGCGGAGCAGGGCCAUCGGGCAUGCCGCUAGAACCCGUGCCAGGUCUGCCGGGCCCGCUGCCGCCGCCGCCGCACGGCCCACCGCCGGGGCCGCCGCCGUUCCUGAUGCCGCCGAGGCCGCCUCCGGGUCUGGCGCCGCCGCCGCCCCCGCCGGCCUUCCUGGCGGCAGUACACUAUCCGUCUCAGGACCCGAGCAGGAUGGGCGCUCUGGCCGGGCCCAGUCAGCCGCCGAGGAGGUAGGGAGGGCUAGAGCCUGCCGCAGCCGCCGUCUCCCUCGACCCCAGGCCCCCGCGUCUCUGCGUCGUCUCCACACCGUGUCUGCGCCGCCACCGCCGCUGGCUAGGACUGUUGUCAUCUUAUGUCGGUCGGUUGUUGUGCGCUUGGAUUAGGUCUGAUUGGUUUCAAGAGGUGCUGUUGGCGGCUGGUUUGCCCAAAUUUGUUCCAGUUUUCUGAAUAGACGAAGGAUGCUAUCGACAGGAAGCGAACCUAUGUCGAUGGCUUUGACUUGAGAUGCUAGACUGGCGUAGCUGUCAAACCGGUAACAAAACGUACGUUGUCGAAAGAGUUUUAUGCUGUGGGUACUUUGCCGUAAAAUACGUGAUUGUCGUACACAUUUAACAUUAGUAACAAUGAAUCCCUUUUGAUUAUCUGUUUCACACAUUCUAUGUAAUGAAUUAAGAACCGGUUCCUGAUGGGGAUUUUGUUGAUGAUGCGCGUCCGAUCGAUUGCCCAGCCUUUCAUUCUUGAGUCUUCUUCGAUGAGCCUCUUCCCCUGAAGUCGGGACAGUCACUGCAAGGAAAGGCGGGAUGCUGGAAGCCUAUUUUGAGGCAGGACAGACGGUGGUUGAUUCAGCUACAGAGUUGGUGGCUCAAACUGCGAAAGGGAGACGAGCAAGAGACAGAGCGCGGGGUUCGUGAGGGUGAGGAGAGAGAGAAUAGGAGUUGUGACCUUUCUACAGAGAAAGAAUAAGGACGUCUGGACUGGACCCACCUCCCAGCUGACGUGAGGAACAACGCUAUCCUGUUAUCUGAUCAGGCUGACGGGGCUCUAUAUGACAGAGGGCUCCCCUGUAUAAGCGUCUGGUCUUUUUAGCCACAACAAUGGAACCAGACACCCAGCACUAGGGUAGUUUUCUACCUGAUUUGUCUGGGAUCGCCCGAGAUCCGACCUUCCUUUGAUGAAGGCUGAAUAACAAAAGGGAGCGAGGCACCCUACUUGACGUGUAAGCGAGUGGACGCUCCGAUCACAUCCUGUCUAAAUGGUGGGCAUGUUUGUACUGUUGUACAUUCGUAGAUGAUCGGUUGCUCGCCUGGUCUGUGGGCCUAAGAUGCGUGUGUUUGUGUGUGUGGUUUUGUGUGAGACGCUACAUGUCAGCGCGAGUGUUGGUCGUACGUCACCGUUUCUUUCUGUUUUCUGUGCGUAAUGGUUUGAUGUAAACUGCGUGUAUAUCGCUGAAGAGAGAUCUAGAGCCAUAUUCACGUGGGCCUCUAGACUGUAAAAAUGAUGAAUCAUCUUGUGCUCUUCAUGGAAACCAAUAAACACCACACAUACGGA